AUGUCAGAAAGAACAGGUAGGAAAAGUUCAGGAGCCAAGACAUCAAGGUCGAGCUCAAGUAAUGUGAGAAGGCCAUCCCUACCCCGCUUGAGAAGCUCGCCAAGAUUAGUCCGCACUAUUAGCGCCGAGAGUGAAACUCUUACACGAGCUGUGAGUCAUUUGAGCCUUGACGGCGGAGCGCAGGAUAGCAUAUGGGUACCGUUUGUGAAAGGCGUUUUAAAUGCCAGUUUGCCGCACGAAUAUCUCCGCGCCGAUGUGUUGAACUUGGCACAAGCUUUGAAGCUGCCCAAAUGGCACAACAAGAAAGGAAGUACCACCCAUUUGAUUCCCAAUCUUGUCAAGCUAACCAAGAUUACAGGUGCUCUCACGAACGCAAUCUUCAAAGUCGAGUAUCCCUCACUGCCCUCGCUGCUACUUCGAGUGUACGGUCCACAGGUGGAGAGCAUCAUUGAUCGCGACUAUGAGCUAAAAGUGCUGGCACGAUUAUCAUCGCAUAAUGUGGGGCCCAAGCUUUACGGGUGCUUUACUAAUGGCCGUUUUGAACAGUUUUUAGAAAACUCAACUACCCUCACCCGCCAUGAUAUCAGAGAUUGGCACACAUCGCAGAGGAUUGCUCGCCGAAUGAAAGAGUUGCAUACAGGUGUUCCGCUACUUCCUUUUGAAAUAAAGCAAGGCCCUAUCUCAUGGUUCAGAAUGGACAAGUGGCUAAAGGUUUUCGAGCAGUCGAAAUGGUCUCGUAAUGAUUCUAAUAUUCAAGAGGUGUUACUCGCGGAUAGCUUCACUCGUUUUCUUGAAAUGGUUCAAAGAUACCGGAACUGGCUGGAUGAAGCCUACCGCGGCUCAAAAGAUGAUUUGGCAUUCUGCCAUAACGACGCCCAGUACGGUAACUUACUGUUCACCUCACCAGUGGCUCCUCCUGUGACAGCUCCUACAUCUUCCGCAGCCUCGAUUGAAUCUUCGAACUCCUUGUUCCCUACAAGUUCCAACAUCUCGGUUGACCAGAUUAUCAACCCCCCUCAGCAAGAACAGGCACAAGAUUCCAAACUAGUUGUAAUUGAUUUUGAAUAUUCGGGAGCCAACCGCCCUGCUUUCGAUCUAGCAAAUCAUUUCAGCGAGUGGAUGUGCGAUUAUAACUGCUCCGAAGCGUACAAGUCAGAUGAGACAAAAUACCCCACAAAAGCCGAAUUGCUCAACUUCCUUUACUCCUAUGCCUCUCACAGAAGGUCGUCGCAUAAUGGAACUAUUGACAAAGAAGUAAGAGAGCUUUACAAUGACGUUAUAAGACAGCGCGCUUGUGUUUCUCUGCACUGGUGCAUGUGGGCCAUUAUCCAGAGCGGCGAACUUGACGAUGCCAAGAAAGAUAAAGUCAUUGAGGAGGGCCCCGGUGGCGAGAAGUACGUGAUCACUGUGGACCCCGACGACGAGGGGGCAGUUGAGGAUUCUGACAGUAGCGUGGACGGCGUGGACAUUGAUACCUUCGACAAUAUACGAUUUGCUACCGAAAAGAUAGCUAUAUUCUGGGGCGACCUUCUCCAGCUGGGUUUAGUGAAAAAGGAAGAGCUACCAAACGGUAUUAAAUUGAAGUUACUAGAUACAGCGUUCUUGUAA
This is a messenger RNA of Lachancea thermotolerans CBS 6340, 1608 nucleotides long. RefSeq names its product choline/ethanolamine kinase. The record is from RefSeq and is a predicted model, not a curated record. The transcript has a single exon. Gene Ontology annotation, cellular component: cytoplasm. Gene Ontology annotation, molecular function: ethanolamine kinase activity; choline kinase activity. The coding region runs from base 1 to 1608 and encodes 535 amino acids. Gene Ontology annotation, biological process: phosphatidylethanolamine biosynthetic process; phosphatidylcholine biosynthetic process. Lineage: Eukaryota; Fungi; Ascomycota; Saccharomycetes; Saccharomycetales; Saccharomycetaceae.